Talaromyces stipitatus ATCC 10500 is the source of this 2115-nucleotide messenger RNA. RefSeq lists its product as uncharacterized. NCBI's taxonomy places the organism in Eukaryota, Fungi, Ascomycota, Eurotiomycetes, Eurotiales, Trichocomaceae. The record is from RefSeq and is a predicted model, not a curated record. Bases 1 to 2115 code for a protein of 704 amino acids. The transcript is spliced from 2 exons.
AUGCCAGUCAUCUGGCGACCCCAGCCUAGGAGGCUUCCACGGCCUUUUGUGGAAGAUGAAGCCGAGUCUCUCUCUCAUGAACUUGGGGGCUUAUCUUUGUUGGGAGAGAAGCCCGGAGUAGAAGGUGCUUGCGAGCGUGGAACAAUCGAUCAACUACCCAUUUUGCUAGACAUUGAGCACAUUCCUCGGUCAGCUACUGCCGAUACGGAUACUUCAACUUCUCAGCCUCCUUCUCUUGUCAGUGAGACCUCUAGGGAAAGCUCUGGGCCACGUACGCCACCACCGGCUGAGUUUGUCCCGCAAACCAAGCAGGCUCAUCGCCCCCAAUUUGAUGCCGUUCCUUCGUACAACUACUCAUAUGAACAUUCAACGCCUUCUGAUCGCCCUUUCUACUACGCAACUGGUGAGCUGAAUACACUACAGCGAGGUUCACUCACCGACAUGCCUCGAAUGCAACAUCCAAGUCCUCCACCACGCCAAUACAGCCCCUUGCCGUCACCAGCUCUGAAUUCAACUCCUGUCAGCAUUCGGGGUCCUCCGGCAAUCCAACACGUGCAGUCUGGGACACCUCGCAGUCGACCUACAAUAGCGGAGCGCUUGGAAGAGAAACUUCGGUCUCGGAGGGAGCAGAAUGUUUCGUAUAAACACGACGUCAGACGAAGCGAGGAAGACAUACUCCCAUCGACCACAGUGAUUGCUUCUGCUCCACCUUCACCCGUGGAAAGACUAACUGCAAACUCCGCACCUGUGCAGUACAUCUCUGAGCCCAGCUCCCCACUUAGUAUUGUUAUGGAGCUGCAGGCAGAUGAUUCUCAAGAUUGGAGAGAAUAUUACUCCUCAGUCGGUUCAGCAACACCUACUCGCCAGGAUAUGUCUUAUUUUCCAACAACUCCUCAACAGAAAAGGAUGAUAUCCCCACAAAAUUCUUCUAAUGAGAGCACUACGCAGAGUGUUGUGAGGCCACGGCGAGCUGUAUCCUUCAAGGAAACGCCGCAGUAUCGCAUAUUAGAACGUUCUAUAACACCAACCUUCAAUCGCCGCAGUUCUGAUAUGUCUCCCACCCGAUCGACAACCUCGACAAACUCCUUAAAAAGUGUCGCUCCUCGUCCAUCUGAGCCGUCGCCAAACCUUGCUUUGCGUCCUUGCCCAAGAUCUUAUCCAGUUUCGGGCUAUCAUGAUUGGUACACAAUCACUGGGAUGGAGCAUCUGAACAUAUGUCCUUCUUGCAUGGGCCAGAUUGGCAACUCCAAGUUUCGGGACUAUUUCGUACCCAGCCUAAAUACUACAGGGGCGCGUAUACGCUGCUCGUUUAGCGAGGCAUGGACAAGACUAGCCUGGAUCCAGACUUUCAAAAAAAACUACGACAACCUGGAUCUACUCUAUGAAGUGACCCGUCCAACUGGUCUAACAUGUCCCGGUCGGAGACUAUCAACUCAAGUGUGGUACCGUGUGGUUGACUCCCAAACGGGUCUGAAUGUUCCCAAGUUCGCAGCUUGUGCAGCAUGCGUUCGCAACGUCGAAAUCUUGAUGCCUCCACUUCGGUCGACCUUCCGACGUCAGCCCGUCCUCCAGGAGAAGUUUUGUGAUCUCUCUGUCGACAGUCCACGAUUUGUGAAAUACAUUGAUCUUCUCGACGCUGCAUCCACUAAAUGCGAAUACGAGCGGUUUAUUGACUACUUUGAGCGGAAGUGUAACCUACGCGAUUGCCGACGUCAACGACUCAUCAUUGGAACAUGGCAUUAUAUUCCGGAACUGCCUGAAUUCACAGUCUGCGAGGAUUGUUACGAUGAUGUUGUGCGGCCUCUCGCAGCAGCACAAAAGUCAAUAGCACGACGACUAGCGAAUCCUCCUCGACUGCUACCAGGAUCAGGCCCGAACCGAUGCCGCGAGGCAAGCUGCCAAUUAUAUUCACACCGCAUGCGAGCAAAAUUCAAAGAUGCAGUUUUGAACAAUGAUUACCGUAUGUUGGAGUCCAUUGCACUGAAGAGGUUCGAUGCCGAAUCACGAUUCCAUGAUAGAGAGGAGGAAUUGCUUCGUGUACCAGAAGCGGAUAGGGGGUAUCAUUGGGAGGACGAAUGGAGGCGCAAUCUUGAACUUUGGAGACUAUACGAAUGA